Aspergillus fumigatus Af293 is the source of this 2109-nucleotide messenger RNA. RefSeq names its product DNA-directed DNA polymerase IV. The coding region runs from base 1 to 2109 and encodes 702 amino acids. The transcript is spliced from 4 exons. Gene Ontology annotation, biological process: double-strand break repair via nonhomologous end joining. Gene Ontology annotation, molecular function: DNA-directed DNA polymerase activity; DNA binding. Gene Ontology annotation, cellular component: nucleus. The record is from RefSeq and is a predicted model, not a curated record. NCBI's taxonomy places the organism in Eukaryota, Fungi, Ascomycota, Eurotiomycetes, Eurotiales, Aspergillaceae.
AUGGCGGAAGAAACUGUGAACAAAUAUGCCUUUUUCAAGGCACUGGAUCAGCUGGAUUGCUUGACGGAUGACUCGGAAGAUGAGGCUGAUAUUGAACUGUCCCAUAUUAUCAAACAAUCCAAGAAUAGUGGCCGGAUUGCCACUUCGAAGCUUCACAAAGAUACACCACAUUUCAAACUUCUACGUGCGACUUCAGCCCCUCAGUCUACUUCUGCCAGUAUCUCAGACUCAAGCACUCAUAGCAAGACGUUUGCUCCCGGUAGCGAUGUCUUACAGCCAGGGGACAAAAGAUCCAACAUUACCGGGACCUUGACUGGACGGCCAGAAGCCGACAAGCAAUCUAAACGAAGACGGGUGAUCACCCCUAGGACGGUUCCUGAAGAGCAGCAGAUCUUCAAGAAACUUGUGUUCUUCUUCUUCCCUAACAACGAUGUCUCGCCUCUUCGGCGACUACGGAUCCAGCGUGCUCAGGAGUACGGUGCCACCUGGGCGAAGACAUGGGAAGCUCAUAUCACUCAUGUGAUAGUUGACAAAGGUCUGGUGUUUCAAGAUGUCCUUAAACAUCUCAAUCUCGAAGCUUUCCCGGUGAGUGAGCUUUAUCCAUCCGAGUGUAUCAAAUUCAAAUCUCUGCUAAGUACAACGCUUGUUCGAUUCCGUGUCCAUGGAGCACCUUGCCUUAAAGCUGAAGAGACGAACCCCACAAACGAAACGCGUUCGACCGGUUCUUUACCUUUGAAACCAAGUCAGAAACAACAGGUGACUCCUACCUCUUCUCAAGACUCGAGAGACCAAUGCAUUGUCAAUUCCGCUUCCGAACAGCCCGUCGAGUCGCUCUCGGAUGAAAUACGUCCAGAACAGCCCGUCCCGGAAGUCUCUUCCCGUUCCCGUGAGCGAGAUGCCUUGGAUGACAUGGUCGAAGCUGCUAAAGCUGCAAAAGACUUGCCUUUGGACCCUCUGGAGGAAGACUCCGUCGGAGUCAAUGAUACGGAGACCUCGGACGCGUCCGAUACAGAAUCGGUUGGGAAGAAAGAAAGUCAUCUGUCUGAAGAGGACAAGAUGAUAGAGGCUUGGCAGCAGAAAUUUGCUUGCAUGCAGAAACAUGAUUCAAGUUCCAACCUUGACAAUCCGAACUGUAAGACCAUCGAAGUCCUCCAGCAAAUGCUAGACUAUUAUACUAGGACGUCGGAUCAGUGGCGUACGUUGGCCUAUCGAAAAGCGAUAGCUGCCCUUCGCAGACAACCGCGAAAAAUCGUCACCAGAGCGCAGGCGCUUGCUAUCCCCGGCAUCGGCCCGCGCUUAGCAGACAAGAUUGAGGAGAUCGUGUUUACCAACCGGCUACGUCGCUUGGAGAGCACAAACAAUAGGCCGGAAGAUCUCAUACUUCAGGAAUUCUUGGGGGUCUACGGUGCCGGUAUAUCACAGGCCUCUCGAUGGAUUGCUCAGGGUUACAGAACGCUGGAUGAUCUCAAGACAAAAGCCGCAUUGACGAGAUCACAGCGGAUUGGAGUGGAACACUACCACGAUUUUGCCCAGCGGAUUCCGCGCCGUGAAGUCGAGGCCCACGGAGAAAUCGUCCGAAAGGCGGUCCAGAAGGCGGACCCUGGGAUGCAAGUCAUCAUCGGUGGUUCUUACCGGCGCGGGGCGUCUGACUCAGGUGACAUCGAUCUGCUAAUCACCAAAGACGAUGCUACUAUUGAGCAGAUCACGACGAUGAUGAUGGACACUGUAAUUCCCCGACUCUUUCAAGACGGAUUUCUUCAGGUCAGUCUCGCCAGUACUUCGCGAGGCGACGGAUCCAAAUGGCAUGGAGCGUCUGUAUUGCCUGGCAGCAAAAUUUGGCGCCGCAUUGAUCUUCUAUUUGUACCUGGAUCUGAAAUAGGGGCCGCGCUGAUUUACUUCACGGGAAAUGACAUAUUUAACCGGAGCAUGAGACUACUGGCAAGCAAGAAGGGGAUGCGCCUGAACCAACGAGGCCUUUAUGCAGAUGUACAAUGUGGGGAGCAACGAAGGAAGCUAAGCGAAGGCCGGCUGCUUGAGGGACGCAAUGAGAGACGAAUUUUUGAGAUCUUGGGGGUUCCAUGGCGACCUCCCGAGCACCGCAUAUGCUGA